GGCUCCCUCUCCUCGCCCAGCCUUCGCUCCUCGCGGGGGUUACCAUAGCUACGGUGCACGCAGCAGCUGUCUCCCUUGUCGGUCGUGGCUGGCUGCGGGGUAGAGCCGGCACCAUGAGUCACGUCGUGACCAUCGAAGAGCCCCAGGCCAAGCCGCAGGUGUCUCAGACCCGGUGCGGAGGCAGGUCGGGGGCCUGGGGCAACAUCUCUGCCAAUCGAACGUAUGAUUUUCUCUACGAUCCGUUGUUUAUUGUGUCAAGUGAGAAAGACCACAACCAGGCAAAUAUUCAGGCCACCCGGAUUCGAAGCAAACUGAGAAGGGUUCCCAGGUUUAGAACCAUGUUCAGUAGCCUGUUCCAUUAUCCAAGAUAUUCUGUGUAUUGGAGCAAGGCAGAUCCCGUUCCAUCAUUCAUCAGUCGGGACUGGAAGGGACAUGAGGAGAGACACAGAGAAGCCCUCCGGCAACUUGCCGCAACAGAUGCUUCUUUUCAGAUGCCUAAAGAAGUUUAUGAAGAUCCUGAUGUUACUGGAAAGAAUCGCUAUAAAUAUUUUGAAAGGCCUUUCCUUCCAUUUUAUCAACAGAUGCCAUUCAAUGUUGUUUUUGCAUCAACCAGGGAAGAGGCAUAUACUUUUCCUCCUCCUUCUACUAAGUACCUCCCCAUUCCUUCAAAGCAUACUGUGGGCACUCAGACAGAUUAUCGGGAUGCCGAAGUUCAAACAGAGCCGUAUUCUCCAGAAUACAUCGUGUGUCAGGAUUCCAUCCCUGAACUCCUGACCCUGGCUACGCUCACUUGGGGUCGAGGUCUCCCGGCUGGACAAGCUGAGGUAGAGAUGAUAGAGCGUGCCCGGGAGAAGCGUGCUUGGGAAGCCACUCUCCCCCCUCUGAGUGACACCUCCCAGUUUGAGAAGCGGAGGAGGAUGAUGAAUGCCAUGGAGAGGAAGGAGUGGGCCUUCAGAGAGCAGGAGAUUGAAAAACUGCAGGAGAUUCGCCUGGAAGUUCUCAAAGAGCUGCUGAAGAAGCGUGACCAGAAUCAAAAUGACGUGAACAUGGCGCGCUUGAAUGCCCAGUGGUCUAAACUACAGGAGGCGAAGGAGGCAAAGUUGGCACAGAUUCAACGCACACAUGUGUCAGCAAUCAGAAAACUUAUAGGAAAGGGGAAGAAUGUAGAAGGGAAGUUGGAGAGAAGAAAUAUCAUCAAGGAUUAUUCUGAUUAUGCAUCACAGGUCUAUGGACCUCUAUCUCGCCUUGGUCGUUUUCCAGACAACAACUCAGAGGACUUUGUAGUAAAAAACCACUAUCUCAACACCUAUGAAGGGUUAGUCGAACUUGAGUCAUGUCUCCCAGAUUUUGUGACACAACCCCGAAUCAGACCUCCAAAACCAAAAGUCACUACCACCAAAGAUGGUUUUCUAAAGAGGGCUGCGAGGAUGGACCAUGAGUUGGCAGAGGUUCAUAAGGCACUGUUGGAAAAGAAGAAUAAGGGUCUUGAAGCAAAGAAACCUAUGCGUUUUCUUCAAAGAAAGCCAGUACCUCAACCUCGACUUCCAACUCCAACGUUGGAGAUGAGUUCCAAUGAAGAAGAAGAUAUAGAAAUGGCUGUGAUCUACCUUCAAAAGUUACUCCGGGGCAGAGUCGUUCAGAACAUGAUGUUUGAAGGGAAGGAGAGGCGACUGGAGUUGAUCCAGGAGCUGCGCGCCAGCCAUGCACUGCAAGAAGACGACGGGCUGGUGAAGAAAGCCGAGAAGCAGGUGAUCCUGGCCUUGCAGCGGCAGAGGAACCUGCACGAGCACAAGGUGUCACUGGUUGAAAACCACCUGGCUGGACUGGAAGGAAGGGUGCUGGCAGACAUGUUUGACUUCCUGUCCAAAGAGCUGGUGAGACUGCAAGAGGAGAGGCGGGUCCACGCCCUGGCCCUGCUGGCCGAGCGGCAGCGCCGGAUGCGCGAAGCCGAAGAGAGCGGCCGGCGCCAGGUGGAGCAGAGGCGCCUGCAGGAGGAAGACCAGAUAUUUAAGGAGGUAAUUAAAGUUCACCAAAGUACCGUAACUUCCUAUCUGGAGGAUAUAAUACUGAACACUGAAGAGAAUACUGCAGAAGAGCAAGCCAGGGCAGAAAUAGAGAAGAUGGCUGAGGAAAUCAAUGACAUUGCUUAUGAAAUGGAAAGCCGUCGAACUCAGCUUCAGUCAGAGGAGAUUGUUGCCGAGUUGGUUUAUAGUUUCCUAAUCCCAGAGGUGCAAAAGGACUUUGUCAAAGAAAAGGUGAGGAACGCACAGCAGAAGCAUAUCCUCGCAGCCCACCAGAUCAUCCACAGGCACACGGAAGACAUGCUCGAGAAGCAUUCUGUUGAGCAGCAGCGAGCAUCAGACCCUGAGCUACGUGAGGAGGAAGCUGAAAAUGAGCAAAACGAGCAAGACGGCUAAGAACAAGAUUGAGGUUUUUCUAAGAAAACUACCCUAACCACCAUCAUGGAACACUGAAUGACUUCAGAAAUUAGCUUUUGCUGCAGACUUGGUAAUGUUUUUUAAUGAAUCCAACCGAAAGUUACAAGGCAAAACAGAGCCUAUAUGUAGAAUUUAUACUAUGGUAAAGUCGUUUCAAUGGCAACUAAUGUCUGAAUCACAAGUAAUGGUAAGCUGCUUUAUAUACUUUAUGUGCUGCCAAAGCUAAUAAAACAAGGUGUCCAUUCCCAUGCAUAUUUGCAGUGAGUGUAUUUUCUCAGCUUAAAUUAUACUUCAGGAGCAUGUUUUGGACCUUGAAACAAGUGCAAAGAAAAUUUCCAUAUUUCAAAGUUAUUUAAUUGUGCAGUGGAGGCAUGUCUGCCUAACCUUCAGUUGGAGUGAUUAAUCUGUGUUAUAAUGAUGUGCUAAAAGGCAGAUAUCAAGAGAAGAAUCCAAUGGAAGUCUAUAAAUGCCUUCCAAGGAAUAUAUAUGCACUAUUAAAAGCAUAUGCUUAUGGACUGAGAUCAGUAUUGCCAGCAUCUAUCUGUGAAAGACAUUCUUUUUAAAUUGAAGAAUAGUUGAUUUACAUUUUUUGGUUUCAAGUGUGCAGCAAAGUGAUUCGGUUUUGAAAUUCUUUUCCAUUAUACAUUAUUACAAGAUAUAGAUUAUAAUUCCUUGUGCUAUACAGUAAAUCCUUAUUGUUUAUUUUAUAUAUGGAAGUGUGUACCUAUUAAUCACAUACUCCUAAUUUUUCCCUCCUGCCCCUUUCCCCUUUGGUAACCAUAAGUUUGUUUUCUAUGUCCGUGAGUCUAUUUCUGUUUUGUACUGUUUUUUUAGAUUCCACAUAUAAGUGAUGUCGUAUAAGAUUUGUCUGAAAGACAUUUUCAAAACUGCAAUGGGGGGAAGUCUCAUUACAUGUCACCAUUAACAGAUGAACAUUUGCAAUUGAUUUUAAUUAUCUGAAUCCCAAUUAAGCAAAAUGUUAUCCCCUAAAUAAGAGUUGCAUUCUUUUCUU
This is a messenger RNA of Hippopotamus amphibius kiboko, 3450 nucleotides long. It is a transcript of the gene CFAP91, whose product is annotated as cilia and flagella associated protein 91. Bases 114 to 2417 code for a protein of 767 amino acids. NCBI's taxonomy places the organism in Eukaryota, Metazoa, Chordata, Mammalia, Artiodactyla, Hippopotamidae. The transcript has 18 exons. The record is from RefSeq and is a predicted model, not a curated record.